CGAGAGGUCAGACCAUGUUUUUCCUUUAUUUCUAAAUCUUAUUUCUACUUAUCUGCUUGAAUUGGUCGAAGCCGGCUGCCGGCCGUCGAUUCUGCUGCGAUCCGGCAAGUUUUUACUGGAAAAACAGGCUGAAGGACCUCUGAGGUGACCGAAGAACUACUUUCCUACUUUGAUGGCUAAGCAGACUGCGUGCUUCCUCCAGCUUCGGCCUCCGGAUGAUUUCCUCUUUAAAGCAGCCUCUCCCAUCUAGGGUUUGAUCUAAGCUAGGGUAUUUGUCAAUUACCUCUUCCGAAAAUGAGAUUAGGUCCCGCAAUGCCCUGGCCGAGCUUGUUGGCACUAGUGUUAGCAGCUAUCGCUUUCCGCAAAAAGCGGUGCAAGCCCUAAUUUUAAUUCCGUUGAUCUCGUUCUUUGUUUUGUUUUGAUAUGUUCACUGUUCACUGAGACAUGUCGCCGCCGCCAUCGCUGUUGCGGGCAUCGAGGGUUGACCUCGGUGAGCUGAAGUCGCAGUUAGCAAAGCGGCUUGGUGCCGUGCGAGCACAGCGCUACUUUGGCUACCUUCACAGGCUGCUGUCCCAGAAACUGAGCAAGCCGGAUUUCAACAAGCUCUGUUUUUUGACACUUGGCCGUGAGAAUUUGCCACUCCACAACCAUCUCAUACGUUCUCUUUUAAGGAAUGCUUGCCAGGCAAAGGUCCCACCUUUGCAGAAGAAGUUUUUGAAGCGGGAGGAUAGUUUAGAUCCACCGCAGCCCCCCAUCUGGGCCAAUGGGGACAUCCUGCCUUCUCCUGCGUGCAUCCUUGGCCCCAAUGAAAGGAUAAACGCUGCUGUUCAACAAAAUGGUGACUUGUGCUCCUUUGAUUUGGAGAGACUGGUGGAUGUUAAAGGUCAUGAACAGGCAGAGCAGCAUGUGAAGCGGUGUAGCUUAAGUAGCAAGGGCCAUGAGGAAAUGGUUCUUAAGGAAAAUGGGGAGAGAUUGCAGCAUAGGGAUGAUCCAAAGAUGCAUCAAAGUCCUAUGAGGGCGCCACUAGGGAUUUCAUUCUGUCAGGCUAGAGUAGGCAGGAUGAAAAAAUCUUUAUCAUGGGCAUGUAGUGCAAGCAUUGAUAGAUUUACCAGUUGCUUGGAUAGUGGUGAGCUGAGCCACACUGAGGAUUUGAGAAGAAGGAUGGAGUUUGUGGCUGAAAUACAAGGCAUGGGAGAAGUGGCGGCUGAAUGUGCUGUUUUAUUGAAUAAUGGAUUGGAUGCAUAUUUGAAGAGGCUGAUUAAGUCAUCUAUUGAGUUAAUAGUAGCAAGGGUGGAUCGUGAAACAAUAAAACAACCACUUUGGAAGCAGGAGGCUCAUGGGAAGCUCAUAAAUGAUACUUGGUUGGAUAACCACACACACUUGCAAAGGAGUAAUGGGGCUUUGGAGUUACAGGAGAAGAACUACUGCUUGAUAUCUCUGCAGGAUUUUACAGGUGCAAUGGAGCUGAACCCACAGCAACUUGGGACAAAUGCACCCUUGUUACUGGAGAAGAUACGUCUCCAUUGUUUGAGAGAAUAGGAAAGACUAUGCAAUCUUCGAUUUGGUUCAAACUAUUGUUGGGGGUGCUGAUCUGUAUAAACCGGCAUGGAAAGCACUACACCCAGCAUCCUCUUGGGAUUAUAGAACAUAUUCCUCUAAAUCAGAUUGGGAAGGUGAAAUGAGUUCUUACUACAGUUUGGCCCCUUCAUUAUACAAGUUGUGUCCAGCCAUAUGAGGAAACUCCAAUCACAUUUUUGCAGUGUUGUCUUAUGUAAUAUACAUAAUUGUUUUUCAUAUCUCUGGAAUAUGG
Phalaenopsis equestris is the source of this 1810-nucleotide messenger RNA. RefSeq lists its product as uncharacterized. Lineage: Eukaryota; Viridiplantae; Streptophyta; Magnoliopsida; Asparagales; Orchidaceae. Gene Ontology annotation, cellular component: SAGA complex. Gene Ontology annotation, molecular function: transcription coactivator activity. Gene Ontology annotation, biological process: regulation of transcription by RNA polymerase II. The transcript has a single exon. The coding region runs from base 445 to 1539 and encodes 364 amino acids. The record is from RefSeq and is a predicted model, not a curated record.